AUGGUUCGCGCUAUCCGCCCCCCUCGCCCUACCUACAUGAACUCCCAAGUCUCGGGGUUUUACUUCCGCCCGUGUCGCGACGAGAAUGACGAGGUGAUUCCCGAGUAUUUCCGUUGCCGUUGCGGCACGAAGUCCGGCUUCGCGAAGGUUGCCAGUAACCAAGCAUUGUCCAGCCCCUCUGCUCAAGAUUCCAAUUUAGGCGUGCCGGUCCAAUCUGUCACCGAGGCCGUCGUGCACAAAAGCAUCGAAUACGAAGGCACUACGACCUUUGCGCUCCCACCGACGCAGCCCUACCGCUAUUCGCUCUCACUGAGAAGCGGCAAGCUCCGCAUCUGGCUCGAGAACUGCGAAAGCAAGAAACAGUGGUGCACGAACGACUUAAUACUUAUCGACUAUGUUAACCCCUCCAACUACAUUCCGGAUGUGUGCUUCCGUGAGUUACUGAAUCGAGCUGUCGAAGACGCAAGUGAGCUUCCACGAUCUCUGCAGAGCACAGAGGAGAGCCAUUUGCAGCAGGAAUUCUCGGUCAAGAUUCAAGCGAUGCUGCGCCCUCGUAUGCUGACGUACGCGUUCGACUUGGAGCCGAUUUCGGUCGAGCGGGUUGAUAUUCUCGAGGCCAAGCUGCGCGACCUACAGGACGAGGUGAAAGAUCUCCGAAGUGACGCGGCAGUCAACACGAUAGUAGCAGAGCUGCAAGACGUGGUGAAGAAGCUUCAACGUGACCUGUCGGAACGCGAAGUCGCGGAUGCUGAUCUUCGAAACCAAGUGGGGUCACUUCAAACUGAGCUAAUCACUGCAUCGGAAGAACUGAAGAACCUCCGGCAACAUUUGUCAGGUCGCGAAGAAGUGAUUUCGAGGUUGCAGAACGACAUCGAGGGGCUCGAAUCAGCUGCAGAGCGUCAUGAGACCAUUCGGUUGGAGGCAACUUCACGCAUAACGUAA
Phytophthora sojae is the source of this 942-nucleotide messenger RNA. RefSeq lists its product as hypothetical. Lineage: Eukaryota; Oomycota; Peronosporomycetes; Peronosporales; Peronosporaceae. The coding region runs from base 1 to 942 and encodes 313 amino acids. The transcript has 4 exons. The record is from RefSeq and is a predicted model, not a curated record.